AUGACAUCACACCUAAAUAUAUGGAAGCCUAUUCUCAUAAACCGAAGCAACAGACCCAUCCUUGUGGAAAAUGAACACAACCUUUACAUCAGAGACAACAUAGGGCUCUACCAAGGCAAACUGAAGAUCUUGCACAGACAGAAUGGUAGAGUCUACUUGACCAACAAACGUAUAAUCUAUUUCGACAACACAAAUGGAGCCAAUUCGCUUGCAUUGGACCUCAAGGAUGUUACCAGAAGCGAGAUCAUCGAUGGAUUCUUGAGAUCGUCUCCCAAAAUACGGAUAAUGAUUAAGGUCUCAGGCGAGGAAUCGGCCCAGAUAUCGAACAAGAGACUAGUCUGGACUUGCAAGAUUUGUUCCUUCAAUAACCAGAUUGCCCUGAACUUCGACCUCGAGAAUAAUAGCCUUCCCAAAUGUACCUCGUGCGGAAUCACGGCAAACAUGGGCCAACUUAGGAAAGUGCUAGAGGAGUUUGGAUCAGCAGACGAGGAGUCAGGGACCAGUAGCAUUGAACAAACUCCAGAACCCGAUAGACGUGAUGACCAGUGUCCCACAUGCACCUUCAUUAACCAUCCAUCAAUGACCAACUGUGAAUUGUGUGGAACAGAGUUGAAAUCAACCAUCCCUAAAACCCUCAAAAACAAAAUUAGCAGUCAAGUCUCUUCAGGAUAUAACUCUCCCACAAAUGGCAUCAAUAUCAAACUAGAGAAUGACCUAGAGCAGUACACCAAUGGCAAGCCAUACGUUAAACUAAGCUUUAGAAAAGGAGGUGAAUCAAAGUUCCAGGAGCUUUUAAUACAAGCUUUGGACGAAAUUAAAUGGGAAGCACUAAAGCAGAAGGGUGCCAUUAAUCAGAAUGGAACCAAACUAGAAACUCCGGCAAAGCAACCACAGAAACAAUUGGGAGGAGGAAUCUUCGGAUUGGAGAAAAUCGGAGAACAACAAAGAAAGACCAAUGAAAUAAUAUUGAGAGAUUCUGUUGAUGAUCUAGAGCAGUUGAUGUUCAGGUUCCAAGACUUGAUGAAACUUUCGACGUCAUUUACCAAAUUCAUCAAUGGUAAGAAGAGCUCAGAAGUGAUAAUUCCCCCAUUGGCCAUUAGCAAGACUUCCAGCCUCUACCAUCAGGAGUUGUCUAGACAUAUCAGCGAGUACUUGGUCAGUUUUGAAUUGACGAAGAGAUCCUCGGUGGUGACUUCCCAAGACUUGUAUGCGAAAUACAACCGGUACCUCGUCCUAACACAGGGGUUUGGAACUGAGUUGAUUUCACCCCUGGACCUCAAUCGUGCGUUGGAGCUAUUUGACGAGUUGAAUCUCCCAGUGAUAAGCAAAAAGUACGAGAAAUCUGGGCUCGUAGUUUUGUCGUCGCGGUCCAGUCAUGUCAAUACAUACGAGGAGUUUAUCUUGAAGUUUAUUCAAGAGAAGGAAGAUCAGUUCAGGUUUGAAAAAGUCAAGGUGGAGGUUAUGGGGAUUAGCAACGGGUUUGUGAACUCAGAGUAUGCAUAUUUCAAGGGUGUCACCAUAUCUGAGAUAUCAGAUAAGUUUGGCUGGUCCUACAACAUUACCCAAGAGGAGAUCGAAACAUGUGUGGAAAAUGGGACUAUAGUGCUAGACCACAAUAUUUCCGGGACAUUUUACUUCAACAACCGCUUCACCAAUGCUGAUGAAGAAGACCAUACUGAAGAGUUGAGAGCGAGGGUACACAAACAAAUCCUCGAUGAACAGAAUGUUAUCAGUAGUUCACUCAAGACCGAAUACCAGACCAGCCAAAAUUUGAUCAAUUUGGGGCCAUCCUACGAGUUCGGGGUGGUAGAAACUUCCCACCAAGAAUCAACAACGGAGCCUCCCGUACGGAGAAGUUCGGUGCUUCAUGCAUUAGAGGGAUUGGAAUUUAAUUAA
Messenger RNA from Suhomyces tanzawaensis NRRL Y-17324, 1896 nucleotides. RefSeq names its product ESCRT-II subunit protein (gene VPS36). Gene Ontology annotation, molecular function: ubiquitin binding; phosphatidylinositol-3-phosphate binding. The record is from RefSeq and is a predicted model, not a curated record. The coding region runs from base 1 to 1896 and encodes 631 amino acids. Gene Ontology annotation, biological process: protein transport to vacuole involved in ubiquitin-dependent protein catabolic process via the multivesicular body sorting pathway. Lineage: Eukaryota; Fungi; Ascomycota; Pichiomycetes; Serinales; Debaryomycetaceae. The transcript has a single exon. Gene Ontology annotation, cellular component: ESCRT II complex; late endosome membrane.